Molecule: messenger RNA, 2999 nt
Organism: Heteronotia binoei (common prickly gecko)
Lineage: Eukaryota; Metazoa; Chordata; Lepidosauria; Squamata; Gekkonidae
Product: chloride channel protein ClC-Kb-like
Exons: 19
Coding region: 7-2097 (696 amino acids)
Biological process (GO): transmembrane transport; chloride transport
Cellular component (GO): membrane
Molecular function (GO): voltage-gated chloride channel activity
Source: RefSeq, a predicted model, not a curated record
GGACAGAUGGCUACAGAAGAGGCAUCCCAAACCUGGAAGGGCAAAGGAGGAAUGGACGAGGAGGAGGAGGGCAGAAUUCUGGUACUGGAAAAGAACUGGAGGCCUUGGCCAAAAGCCCGGAGGAGGGUUCAAAGCUGUCUGGAGUGGGUGAAGCGGCAGCUGUUCCGCGUGGGAGAUGACUGGUACUUCCUUUUUGCCCUGGGGGUCCUCAUGGCGCUCGUCAGCUUUGCCAUGGACUUCACUGUCUCUAGGAUGGCAAAUGCUCACCAGUGGCUUUAUCAAGAGGUUGGCGAUUAUCUGGUGCUGAAGUACCUGGCCUGGACAAUUUACCCCAUCGCCUUGUCGGCGUUUUCCACUGGCUUCGCACAGAGCAUCACCCCACACUCCGGAGGCUCUGGCAUCCCCGAGCUGAAGACCAUCCUCACGGGGGUCGUGCUGGAGGAGUACCUGGCCAUCAAGAACUUUGGCGCCAAAGUGGUGGGGUUGACCUGCACCCUGGCCUGUGGGAGCACCCUCUUCCUCGGGAAAGUGGGGCCUUUUGUCCACCUCUCCAGCAUGAUUGCGGCCUACCUGGGGAGAAUUCGGACCACGGUCUCUGGGGAGUAUGAGAAUCAGAUCAAACAGAAUGAGAUGCUGGUGGCUGGGGCUGCAGUCGGCGUGGCAACAGUUUUUGGGGCACCCAUUAGCGGGGUCCUGUUCAGCAUUGAGGUCAUGGCGUCCCACUUUGCAGUCCGGGACUAUUGGAGGGGCUUCUUUGCCGCCACCUGCGGGGCCUUCCUCUUCCGCCUGCUGGCCGUCUUCAACAGCGAACAGGAAACCAUCAGGGCUCUCUUCAAGACCAGUUUCGAGAUUGACUUCCCUUUCGACUUGCCGGAGACCUUCUUCUUUAUGCUCUUGGGCAUCAUCUGCGGGCUCGUGAGUUGCGCCUACCUCUUCUGCCAGCGCUGGUUCCUGGGCUACGUCCGAAGGAACUCCUUCACCGCCAAGCUCCUUGCUGCUGAGAAGCCGCUCUACUCCGCCCUGGUGGCCUUCCUCCUCUCCUCCAUCACCUUCCCCCGGAGCCUGGGGCAAUUCAUGGCUUCCAGGCUGAGCAUGAAGGACCUUCUGACCUCUCUCCUGGACAACCGCACCUGGGGCACCCUUUCCCAGAAUGCCUCACUAGACAGACCUCUUCGCCUCGAUCCCCGUGACCUCUGGCUCGAGUGGUGGGACCCCAAUAUCACCAUCUUUGGCUGCCUGCUCUUCUUCCUGGCCAUGAAGUUUUGGAUGCUAAUCCUGGCAACCACCAUGCCCAUGCCAGCCGGAUAUUUCAUGCCAGUCUUCAUCUACGGGGCAGCCCUUGGCCGCGUGGUGGGAGAGGCCGUGGCCUUUCUGUUCCCCAGGGGCAUCAGCGGAGAGGGAGCCACCAGCCUCAUCAACCCGGGAGGCUACGCACUCGCUGGGGCUGCUGCUUUCUCCGGGGCAGUCACCCACACGCUCUCCACCGCCUUGCUGGCCUUCGAGAUGACGGGGCAGAUCGCCCACAUCCUGCCCGUCACCCUGGCGGUGCUGAUCGCCAACGCCAUCGCCCAGAAGUGCCAGCCCUCCUUCUACGACGGCACCAUCAUUGUCAAGAAGCUGCCUUACCUGCCCCGCAUCCGGAGCAGGCACAUGGGCUCCUACCGGGUGACGACGCGGGAGUUCAUGAGCACCGCCUUCGUGGCCCUGCCCCGGGACGCCCCCUGCCCGGCCAUCCUGCGCGCCCUCGCCGCCACCCACGCCCCCGAGUUCCCCGUCGUCGACGCCGCCGAGACCGCGCUGCUCGUGGGCAUGGUGCGGCGGGCCGAGCUGCUGCGCCUCCUGCAGCACGGCCGCCCCCCCCCCCCCGCCUUCACACGGCGCUCUUUUGCGCAGACUCUGGCCCAAGGCUGCGCCGUCGAUCCGGUCCCCCUGCAGCUGUCCCCCUGGACCUCCCUGCACCAGGCACACAACCUUUUUGAGUUGCUGAAUUUGCAGCGAGCAUUUGUCACCCAGCUAGGAAAGAUAGUGGGGGUUGUCUCCAGGAACGAGAUAAGAAAAGCCAUUGAAGACCUGGCAAACCCCAAAGUGGCUGAGUAAGAAAGAGACUCCAGCCAGAGGCCAGGGAACAGGCCAGCCCUGCCACAGGCAACAGAUGCUGAGGACUCGCCUACCAGAGGGGUUUCCCUUCUCUGCUGAGGCCAGGGGGGUGGGCCUGUGGGCAUCUCUCAGCCUCUCCUUUAGGGGCUUCUGGACUCCGGUCCUGCUGUCCUCUUGCAGACCCACCAGGCCUGGCUUCCCCUGGCAGUUCUGCUCUCCCUCCCGCAUCGGUGGGAGCCUUGAGAUGGCAGGACCCCCCCUUGCCACAUCGGGGAUAGAGUCCAGAGCACCUUUAAGACUCACACAUUUUGUUGUAGUGGAAGCUUUUGAGACACACCGCUCCCUUUGUCAGCUACAUGGGGGGUCUGCAGAAACUGGCCGGUGGGAGGGAGUGGGAGUGCUGGGAGGGUGGGAGGGAGGGCCAUAUCGAUGCACAGUUGUUGUGUGAAUGAUUGCAGCUGAUGUCUCUGUGAGAUUCUUUGCUUCAGCACUUCUCAGGUCCCAUCCUGGAUAAAGCAGUGGGGAAAUGGACUGGGAGGUCGACAGGUUCAUCCGCUGGGACUUUUGGAGAGAACGGCGCAUGUGUGGAAGCACAUUUUAAAUCUGAAGGGGGGUUUUGGGGUGGGGAGGGGGCUGUGGAGUCUGAAGCUGUGGCUGCUUCCCUCUUUGGAAGAAAUUUGGAUUCAGUAAUUUCAUCGGUUUGUUAGCAGAAUCAUCACUGGCCUUUGGAUAUACUUAAAUGAACUUUAUGGUCUACGUGGACAUCUUUAAUUAUAGAGAGAGAGAGACAUUGCUGAAGCAUAUUUGUAGAGCUGGCAGCUUUUCUGAUGCGAUUCCAUAUGUAUAUGAAUGUUUUGAUAACAGCAAUUUGAUGCAAUAGGAUAUAAAUUUUUGGAACACUG